GCUCCAGCCGGCACCAAGGGACUCAUUUCUUCGCUAUCUGCGCCUCGAAAGAUUCCUUCAUUGUCUGCUGGCCCCGUGAUAAUCGCGUUUUUGCAGCAGCAAAGAUGCCCGAGACAACGAUAUUCAAGGCGACGUACAGCGGGAUCCCCGUGUACGAGAUGAUGUGCAAGAGCGUCGCCGUGAUGCGAAGGCGGUCCGAUUCGUGGCUGAAUGCGACGCAGAUCCUCAAAGUUGCUGGUUUCGACAAACCUCAGCGAACUCGUGUGUUGGAGCGAGAAGUGCAAAAGGGAGAGCACGAAAAGGUCCAAGGCGGCUACGGAAAAUACCAGGGAACUUGGAUUCCUUUGGAACGUGGCUUGGCUCUUGCGAAACAGUACAACUGCGACGGUCUCCUCAAGCCUAUCAUCGAAUUCCAACCAGCCGCUAAAAGCCCACCGCUGGCUCCGAAACACCUCAUCACUAACUCCAGCGCCCGUCCUUCGCGUCGAGGAGGCGCACCCGACAGCGCUGCCAGUUUGUCUGUUAGCACGCGCUCAUCCAGACGCCAGGUCGUCGAUGUUCCCGAGGAAUCUGAACACGAAACACUUUCAGUGCGGGGCUCCGAAGAUGGGUCGAUGACGCCUUCGCCUUCGGAGGCUUCGUCUAGUUCGCAUACACCUUCGCCCAUCAGGAGUCCGAAAGCAUAUCAUAAUGGUGUUGCUGGCUCUCGUUCCAGCACCAGACGAAGCAGGUAUGAUAGCGAAUAUACAGAAGACCCUGAGGCAGCGAGGCUCAACGGCAAGACCGAUGCUCGUGCUUACGGAGACCAAAUACUAGAAUACUUCAUCUCAGACACCAACCAGGUGCCGCAGGUGCUCAUCUCCCCACCUCCUGACUUUGACCCCAACAUGGCCAUUGACGACGACGGACAUACCGCGUUGCAUUGGGCGUGUGCUAUGGGCCGCAUCCGCAUUGUCAAGCUGCUGCUCACCGCCGGUGCUGAUAUUUUCAAGGUCAACAAAUCUGGCCAAACCGCGCUCAUGCGUAGUGUCAUGUUUGCGAACAACUACGAUGUUCGCAAGUUUCCCGAACUAUAUGAACUGUUGCACCGUUCAACCCUGAAUAUCGAUAAUUACAACCGGACCGUCUUUCAUCACGUUGUUGAUGUUGCUAUGGCCAAGGGAAAGACUCACGCCGCGCGUUAUUACAUGGAGAUCAUCUUGACGCGACUUGCUGAUUACCCGAAAGAACUUGCCGAUGUUAUCAAUUUUCAGGAUGAAGACGGAGAGACGGCGCUGACUAUGGCAGCUCGGUGUAGAAGCAAACGAUUGGUAAAAAUUCUGAUUGACCAUGGCGCCGAUCCCAAGAUCGUGAACCACGAUGGCAAAAGCACAGAAGACUACAUCUUAGAGGAUGAACGGUUCAGGUCAUCACCUGCCCCUCCUUCUCGUGUCAUGCCUAUGUCUUUCCGGAAUAUCCAGGCAGCUUACCCUCCCCCUCAUGCACCACCUGACUACUCCUUCGCGCCGGCAAAUGGAGAUCGGCCUCCACUCCAUCACUCUGUCGCGGCACAACGCGCUAGUACGCGCUGUGUCAAUGACAUCACGAGUAUGAUGGACAGCUUGGCUGCCUCGUUCGACCAAGAGCUCCGAGACAAGGAGCGUGACACGGUCCAGGCCCACGCGCUUCUGGGAAACAUCCAAGCAGAAAUACUUGAAAGCCAGCGUGCUGUAGGUCAUCUACGGUCGCAGGCAGAAGGUUUGGCGCACACAAGCGACACCCUAAAGACGAUGGAAAAUGAACUUAAUACGAAGAUGGGGCGGAGAUAUAGACUGGGCUGGGAGAAAUGGGUUAAAGACGAAGAGGCGCGUGAGAAAGCCAUCAGAGACUCAGCCAAUGGGGAGCUGAUGUUGACACCCGCCACGGCUUCUCACCUAGCGAGCAUCGGAAUGGACGGCGAGUCAGCCGCCGAACUGGGGAAGGGUAAAGGAAAGCGCAAGGCGUCUUCGGACCCGGAAGACAUUUCGGAUCUGAUUGCCUUGCAUUCGGGAAUACCGACGGACCCUGAAGCGCUAAGACAAGCGUGUGGGGCAUUGAGGGAAGAGAUUCUCCAGGCGCGAAAACGGAGAAAGACGAUGUUUGACGAAUUGGUAACAUUCCAAGCCGAAGCUGGAACGAAUGGUAGGAUGAGUGAAUAUAGACGAUUGAUCGGCGCGGGAUGUGGAGGGAUCCCACCGUCGGAAGUUGAUAGCGUUCUGGGUGUUUUGCUAGAGACCCUGGAAUCAGAAGAGCCGAGCUCAUCAUCUCUUGGCUGGAAUGGAUCAAGACCUACGAAUGCUGGCGAAAAUAUGCGAUGAUGGCAUUGUUGGAUUGCUGGACAGUAUGAUUUGUUCCUGUGUCGUUGGAUAAGAUGUUUCGUUUAUCUGUAAAGCACUGUAUGUAUUCCUCCUGUUGCGGUGAAAUUUAUUCAUCUAAAUAUCAAUCUGUUUUGGAUUGGACAAUAUUUGCU
This is a messenger RNA of Desarmillaria tabescens, 2488 nucleotides long. RefSeq names its product transcription factor. Gene Ontology annotation, cellular component: SBF transcription complex; MBF transcription complex. NCBI's taxonomy places the organism in Eukaryota, Fungi, Basidiomycota, Agaricomycetes, Agaricales, Physalacriaceae. The record is from RefSeq and is a predicted model, not a curated record. Gene Ontology annotation, molecular function: transcription regulator activity; DNA binding; protein binding. Bases 105 to 2336 code for a protein of 743 amino acids. The transcript has 5 exons.